Messenger RNA from Lineus longissimus, 4614 nucleotides. Its product is annotated as short transient receptor potential channel 4-associated protein-like. Gene Ontology annotation, biological process: ubiquitin-dependent protein catabolic process. Lineage: Eukaryota; Metazoa; Nemertea; Pilidiophora; Heteronemertea; Lineidae. Bases 30 to 2366 code for a protein of 778 amino acids. The transcript is spliced from 21 exons. The record is from RefSeq and is a predicted model, not a curated record. Gene Ontology annotation, cellular component: Cul4A-RING E3 ubiquitin ligase complex. Gene Ontology annotation, molecular function: phosphatase binding.
CGUGCCGCCACCGCCAUUUAAAGUCCUGCAUGCAUGCGCAGGAUAUUUGUAAACACGGGAGGGAGAUGAACAUAUAUCUGAGAGAUCGAAAGCGCUGUCAUAAUACGGCAUUUGGCCGUGCUAUGAGCGCUCAGUACACUGGAAAUGGUCACAGAGGUUUACACCAGCUCCCCUCGCACAUCAUUAAUGAGAUGGAUGAAAAUUACGACCUGCUUGGUAUUCUGGGAACUAUUCAAGUGUUAGAGGAAUACAGUGUGAAGACAGACUAUGAUGCAGAUGAUGGCUAUGAAACCAUGAAGGAUAUUCUUGGACAGCUUACACAGUUUGAUGCAAGGCAGUCUGACAAUGUAGAUGAGCUGAACAAAUAUGCCAAGGUAUUUCUUGAGUAUGGUGGAAUUGAGGUGCUGAUGAGGAUUCUCAUGCUUAGUUCAUCUUUUCCAAAUGAAUCUUCACAGAGCAAAGAAAUUGAGCCAUAUCUUCGAGUCAAGAGUGUGAUAUCAGAGAUACUCACCAGAAUGUGUAGUAGGGACAUAGGUACCAAGGUAGCAAAAGACUUGACCAAGAACCAUGACCUCAUGAACUAUCUGUUCACAUUGUUUGCUCACAGAAAGACUUACUUGACCACAUGUGAGCUUGUAGAAGAUAUGCUGCAAGCAAGAAGAUCGGUCUUUAAUCUAACAACCAUAGACAAUAUAAAAACACUCAUCCCAUGUUUAGAUGAUGAAAAGCUGGCUUGCUUCUGCCGUGUGUUGGCUAUAUGUAUAUCGGACUUGGACAUUUAUGAAAACAAAUCAUCAUUAUUUGCUCAGAAUAGACAAAAACGAAGUAAAGGUUUUAUAAACAUACGGGAUGUGAAUCAAGAUCUCUUGUUAGUUGGUGUCCCGGAUUUAACGACAAGAUUAGUAAAAAUAGCAUGUGCUAAGCCAGCAAAUACUCCACGUUAUUCUGGUGUUGGUAACGAGCUGGAUGCUUGGAUGGAGUGGAUUGAUAACUCAUUGUCUCAGCAUGAUGCGGAGAAUCCAGAGGAUGACGACUAUGAUGAUUUCAUUGGAGGUAUUUCUGAGCCUGUGGCCAUCGACAGUCCAUUCUGCCAACAGCCAGGAAUAAGAAUCAGCAAUGAUUUGGUGCAGAGAGUACAAGUGAUUUAUGUCAUAGGUCUGUUCUUGGUAGGCAAGCACCGGAAAAAGAUCCAGCGCAAAUUAGCUGAAUUGAAACUGAUUCCAGGUCUUAAUGAGCUAUUUGACCACUUUAUUUGGAAGUGCCAAAGUCAUAGAAGUAGUGAUAGACUUCGAUUACGUGGACAUAGUACAAGUUGUGAGUGUAGCCCUGAAGUAGCGCUGAAGAUCCAGUUCCUACGUCUAGUUCAUGCCUUCUGUGACCAUUCAGAAUUCAAGCACCUACUGCUGACAAAAUCUGAAUUGAAUGAAAUCAAGAAAAUAAACGAAAAGGCUGGUGCUCUCAAAGUAGCAAAUCUGGAUGAUACACAAAAAGAUCUGAUGUGUAAAGGUCGCAAGGGUCUCCUCUCAAAGAUUGUGGAUGUCAUGAAGAAGGAGCCUACUGCAUCUACUUUCAGAUUUUGGUUAGCACGGGCAGUUGAGAGUUAUCUCCGAGGUACCACUUCCUACUGUGAUCAAAUGUUCCUUCUUCGGCGUGGUCUGCUCCAGCAUGUCGCUGGCAACAUCGUGGAGCACGAUAUAAGACCGAAGGAAAUCCUGCAAAGUAGCUUUGAUCUGCUCGGCGAACUCAUCAAGUUCAAUAUUAGUGCAUUCAAGACGUUUGACAAAAUCUUGGACUCUGAUCAGAAGUUUAACAAAUUCAUUAACACAAUCAACAACAACUUGGUUGAUUCAAACAUGUUCAUCCGGAGCCUGAUGCUUUCAUAUGAACAUUUCAUGAGCAGUCCUGGUGAACAUAAUGACUAUGCCGUGCAGGAGAGUCGAUUACUUAAGUAUAUUGGUGCAUUUGAUCGACAGCUCGACUAUCUUCACAAACUCAUCAACACAGUUAAUGUCGAGGAACUUACACAGGAAAAUGUAAGUUGCCUGAACACAACACUGGUCUUCUUGAUGUUUGCCAAUCAGAAAUGUGAACUGCCAGGAUAUUUGAAGGGCUUGAGAGAUGAGAAAUUUGUGACCGUUCACGAGAAGAAAGGAAGCCUGGUAUUAAUGAAGAAUUUUAGGGGCUUGCUCAUCUUCUGGCAGGAUCACUAUCUGCACAAGGACAAGGAUUGUAGUGCACUUGAAAGGAGCUCGAGAAUCAGUUUCGAUUAUUGGAAAGCCACAGUCUCAACGCUAGUAUCACAAGACAGAGAUAAAGACACUGCCAUUAUAUUUUAUCUCCCGAUGGAAAUGUUGAGGAGUAGCUAGUAGUAGAACAACUCUAGGUUUGGAAUUACUGAUGAACUUCACGGUUGUCUCUCACCUUGGACCAAGUGCUCCGUGAUGCAAUGUAGUUGUCAGAACUUGUCUACCUGUUGUGAAUACCUUCAAGCACCAUCCAUUUGAAACUUUUCCCUCAUAUAUUGUCAAUUGCAAGCAGAUAUGUUCCAUGUGAGCUACUUGACAGGAUUCUUUUGAGAAAUUGGACAGUUUUUGAUGGACAUGAUGGAGCGUCCCAUUAAGUGAAUAUUAAUGUGCGGGCAAGAAGUACCAGUUUUUACAUUCGGCAUGUACACUCUUGUAAGAAAGUAAAAGGACACCAAAUCUUCCUAUACAUCUCAAAAACCGUUGGAGCUAUAGCAAAAGUAUUAGCCCCCAAUGUCAAGCCACAUGUUGGGCAUAGAACCAUAGUGUUUUUUCCACAUAUAUAUUGAAAGAAUUAAGAAAAAAAUUAUAUUUAACGAAAUCAAUUUUUUUCACAAUUUUUUACGAAUCAUCGAUUUCAAAGUUUCUUUCUUCAAUACAUUGUAUAUUCAACUCGUCUGACUAAAAAGCAUCUGCAAAUUUUCCAUUCUAAAAUCUGAAGAGAAAUUAGGUUUUUUUGGUAUUUUGUUGCAAAAUGAAUCCCACUUGUACAGUCAACAAGACAAAACUUCUGAAAUGGUCACAAAAGGAUUAUUUUGAUCUGGGUCUAACGCUAACACUAUAAACUUGAAACUUGAAACUACACGCACACCCACACACACAAACUUGUCAAAGGCGUCAACUGGGGACAUAUGCACACCACCUGCCAAGUGGAGACUUUUACUCUCAUGAGACUAUUUAUUUAUAACUAUCGAAUUCUUGGUAUAUUUCAUUGGUUGGAUAUAGAUAUAAGCACAUUUUAGCCAGAACCGUUUUAUACCUGUUGACUGAAGCCACAUGACUGUCGCACAAUCCUUAUCCCCUCUUCAGAAACCGGAGACACAUUAAUUUCUGCACUAACGAGUGCAAGUGGGGACAGGAAAUUGUAAGCUCUCGAGGUAGUCAAUUCAAAAUGAAUACUCCUUUAUAGAUCACAAAUUAUGAAAGCCUGAUGGUUUAAGGGCCUCAAAAAGUAGAAACUAAGCCUAUAUAGUACUUUUAAAUUGAAGUGCAGGCCAUGUCUUAAAUUUGAAGGAAGGUGUCCUUGACUUGUAGGUGUUGUGCGGGUGUGCAAAUGGUUUUCACAGGAAGAAUAUUAUGGGUCAUUAUUCCAAAACGAAUGCAGCUUCAUCAAUACAUUUAUCUCAAAUUACGCAAUCAUAAUAGUCUAAUGGUGUCUGGAGAUAUAUGAAUCACAGCUGGUAGUUGAAAUUGAAAUGCUCUAUAUCCCCGGUUUAAAGGUUUUUUGUGAGAUGUCCUGAAGAGGGGAAAUCCGAAAAAAGCUUUUGAUGAAAUCAUGGCAUGAUGAUACUGGGUCCCUAAGGACCUUGACAUUCUGGUAGGAUGUGACUGUCUUACUUAGGACGCCGAUGAACUGCCAUGAAGUAGCGGAGUUGCAACAUGCCAGAAAGUCGACGACCUCACAGAGACAGUGAUAUCCCAUCGACAAGGCGAUGGCAUCCUCAGAGAGAUAGUCAUGUCAGUCAUAUAUGUUGAUAUACAUGGACGACAGUGUCCUCAGGGAGAUGAUCAUAUCCUUCAAGUACGAUGUCAUCCUUAGGAAGACAGUUACAUCCUACAUUGACUACUGCAUCCGAAGGAAAACUGUCAUAUUGUUAUCUAUGUAUAACUGUCACAUAGAUAAAAUCAAAUCAAUCAAUACUUAUUCUUUUCAUUCUUUUAAUUCAUAUUCGUCUGAAUCUGAUACAGCGUGUAAACAUGUGUUUUCUCAUUUUGCCGAACAUUAUCUCGACCACCACAAUAGUCAUAUACAGGGUGUCACACUCUCCCUACUUUAAAAGGAGUGAGCCACAUGAAAGAAUGAGCCAUAGGUCAAAUUCGCCACCACGGGCAAGUAGAAGGGUAAUGGAUGUACGAUUUCAACGAUUAAUAUCUGCGUAAUAGCCUAAGAAAACUUCGUUUUUGGCUCAACUGUGAGCCUUUACCAUGACGUAGUAUCCUUCGUCCGUCGUUGGACAUGAUUGGCACGUUUCACCCAUAUUUCAACACCUUGUAAACAACAUUCUCGACAAUAAUGGGUUACGCUACUAACACACGAUAUCGAUUCUCGCUAUGUACAUUUAGUAAAGCUUAUGUUACUAAAAGUAAAAUU